Messenger RNA from Chelonoidis abingdonii (Abingdon island giant tortoise), 771 nucleotides. The record is from RefSeq and is a predicted model, not a curated record. Lineage: Eukaryota; Metazoa; Chordata; Testudines; Testudinidae.
AUGCGGCCCCUCACGCAGGAGGAACCCCCCUUCGAGAGCCGCAAAUACAUCGGCGAGAACAUCCAGCUGCUGGUGGACCGGCCCGACGGCUCCUACUGUUUCCGCCUGCACAAGGACCGCGUUUACUACGUCAGUGAGAGAAUCUUGAAGGUGGCGACCAGUAUCCCUGGGGACAAGCUGGUGGCACUGGGCACCUGCUUUGGGAAGUUCACCAAGACCGGGAAGUUCCGGCUCCAUGUCACUGCCCUGGAUUACCUUGCUCCCUAUGCCAAGUAUAAAGUGUGGGUGAAACCUGGAGCAGAACAGUCCUUCCUUUAUGGGAACCACGUGCUGAAAUCUGGCCUAGGUCGCAUCACCGAGAACACAGCUCAGUACCAGGGUGUGGUGGUGUAUUCCAUGGCUGAUGUUCCUCUGGGUUUUGGAGUAGCGGCGAAGUCUACCCAGGACUGCCGGAAAGUGGACCCCAUGGCAAUCGUAGUGUUUCAUCAGGCUGAUGUUGGGGAGUACGUGCGGCAUGAGGACACACUUACUUAAAGGGCUGCCAGCUCCACAUGGCAAGAAUGGAGCAUGUUAUGAAAGCAGAAUUCGCAGCAGCAGCAGGGAGCUCUCCUGGAAUGGGGCUCUGCUGGCUGCUGUGGAUGAUUACAGACCUCUCUACCUGUGACUUAGUCAUAACUAUUGUGAGCUCUGAGGAGUGCUUGUCCCAGCCUGAAGAGGAGACAGGGAUUAUAUAAAACUUGUUUUCUAUCUAAUAAAAACCAUGUUGGUGUG